Molecule: messenger RNA, 1211 nt
Organism: Nelumbo nucifera (sacred lotus)
Lineage: Eukaryota; Viridiplantae; Streptophyta; Magnoliopsida; Proteales; Nelumbonaceae
Product: dehydration-responsive element-binding protein 2C-like
Biological process (GO): positive regulation of DNA-templated transcription; response to stress
Cellular component (GO): nucleus
Molecular function (GO): DNA-binding transcription factor activity; transcription cis-regulatory region binding
Source: RefSeq, a predicted model, not a curated record
AUUACAGUACAAGAACAGGAACCAGAGAAGAAAAGAAAAGCAAGCUUGUAUUGUAUGUCAUCGCUGAUUACAGAAAAGAAGAGAAAAUCGCGAAGAAGACGGAAGGGAUGUGAUUCCAUAGCAGAGAGACUCGCCAAGUGGAAAGAAUUCAACGAAAAACAUGAUACCGCCGGUGAUGGAGCCAAAAGGAAUCGGAAAGCCCCUGCCAAAGGCUCGAGGAAAGGUUGUAUGAGAGGCAAAGGAGGACCUGAGAACUUGCGCUGUAAUUACAGAGGCGUCAGGCAGAGGACAUGGGGAAAGUGGGUCGCCGAGAUUCGAGAACCGAACAGAGGAAGCCGGCUUUGGCUGGGGACCUUCUCCACCGCUCUCGAAGCUGCUCUUGCUUACGAUAAGGCUGCCAAAGCCAUGUAUGGUCGUUAUGCACGUCUCAACUUUCCUGAAAGCUCUGCAUCGAUGGAAUCUUCAUACUCAGCUACCACUUCAUCCAGCUAUUCUGAAGUUUGCUUAGCCGAGGAAUUGAAGGUGAAUCUCCCAAAGGUAGAACCUAGGCCAGAGCAGUGUGAGUCGGAGAUUUACAUGGAAGCAGUUGCGCCAGCACCAAUGAAUAUAGUUAAGCAAGAGCCGAAGGAAGAGUCUGUGGAACCGAUGAAUCCUGAUCAGUUCAGAGGGUACGGCAUCACCCAAGGACCAAUAGAUUCUGGUCACUUGACUCAGUUCAGUGAGAGUGGAUGCAAUCGUUUUGAUGAUGUGCAGAGCUUUUCAUUGGAAGAACUGUUUGAUAUGGAGGAGCCAAGAAUGAAGAAUGAGUACGAUCAAUUAGGUGGCUCUGAUCAAUUGCUGUGUGGUAGUCCAUUGGAUUUAUCGUAUCAGCUGCUGAAUCCCAUUGAACUGGAGGGAGAUGACGGGUAUGGGCUAUACGAGUAUGACGAGCAACGAUUGCUUCAUCUGGGUUUUCCUGAUUUUUUGUGGUUUUAACUAGAUUCUUGGAGUAAGGGAGAACUCUACUGUAUUAGAGGGUAACCAGCUCUUGGAUGGGGUUUCAUUUUCGUCCUUGUAAAUAAAAGAAAGACAUGAUAUGACAGCAUAAAAUUUAGACUGAUGAUAAGCAUAUAUUCUUCAAAAUUCAAUAGUCGAGUGCUUCAGAAUUUGAAUCGAUAUCGAAGGAAUAAGAUAUGAAAACCUUAUGGUUUGGUGCUUUGGUUCGAUUCUAA